AUGGCAAUGCUGGAGACCAAUCUGGCUGAAGAAAACAAGCAAAGACUGAAGAGUGUGGUGGUGUCUUAUGGUCAGAGUGGUGACCGGAAGAGAAAGAGGGAUGCGGCCGAAGGGGGUAAAACCUCAAGUGGUAGGCCUGAGUGUCCCAAAUGUGGAAAACACCAUGGAGGCGAGUGCUGGAAGGCUAUGGGAGCUUGUACCCGUUGUGGUAAGAUGGAUCACUCAGCUCGAGACUGUCCUGGACCGGAGAGGAACCGUGGGCAAGGCUCGACCAGUGAGGCCAGGACUUGUCAUCAGUGUGGCAAGAGAGGGCAUUUCCGUGUGGACUGUCCUCAGUUGCAAACUGGACAAGGGAGGGGUCGUGUUGAGAACAACCGACCAGACCACAAGCAAGGCCAAACCUCAGCGCCUCGAGUCUAUGAGCUUUCAAGGGAUGUGGAUGAGUCCGGACCCUUCAAGGCGAUCACUGAUAUGAUUGGAAAAGGUAUGUUCCAAAUGGGAACCAGGAAUGAUCUUGGCUUGGUGAGUGCAGCCGGUGGGCUAGUUAUGCAUUCACAAGGUCUAGUUAAAGACAUUCCAGUGAUGAUCCAGGACAGGGUAAUGCAUGUGGAUCUGAUUGUGGUCCGCCUUAAGAAUCACGAGGUGAUCCUAGGCAUGGACUGGCUUGGCAAGAAUCGGGCCACCUUAGACUGUCAUCGAGGAAGGGUGCAGUUUGAGAGUGGGUGUGGACCUCCGAUCAAGUACCAAGGUAUUAAUCCGGCCUUUGGAUGCUGUGUUAUCAGCAGUCCGUGCGGAAAGGAUGCUGGAACAAGGUUGUGA
This is a messenger RNA of Brassica rapa (field mustard), 819 nucleotides long. RefSeq lists its product as uncharacterized. Lineage: Eukaryota; Viridiplantae; Streptophyta; Magnoliopsida; Brassicales; Brassicaceae. Gene Ontology annotation, molecular function: nucleic acid binding; zinc ion binding. The record is from RefSeq and is a predicted model, not a curated record.